CACUAGUUGGCGUGCGUGUAUUAGCACCGAUGAAUCCACUCUGAACGCCUUCCGUGUCAAUCAAAAAAUAAACAAAGGCAAAGGAGGAAGGAAUCGCUGGGAAACUCAUCCGGAUUCCAAACCAACUCGAAACACUGCAGGUUAUAUUAAGCUGUCUGCCAUGGAUACACAGAUGAAGCAACGAGUCUUCACAGGAGUAGUGACUCAGUUGCAGGAUAAUUAUGGCAUGGUAGAUCAGGACGUGCACUUCCAGAUGAGUGACGUUAUUGGGAGAUAUCCCCAGAUAGGGGAGAAAGUGCUGGUGAAAGCUGUCAAAGACUCUGCUCAGGCUAUCAGUUGGACAGCUCAGACUGUUCAAACCCUUAACGGUCAGCCAUUCAAGUCACCUCCUCCUCUACUGCCUUCAAUGUCAUCAAAUCAGAAACCUGGCAUCCUGGGUAGGCAACCACAACCACUCCUCAAAUCCCCCAAGAUUCCGCCACUCAUCCCUAACAUGCAGUCCAACCCUGGCAAAGGCUUACUGCAGAUGCCCCACCACCUGCAGCCACCAUGGGGGGCUCAGUACGAGGGCUGGGGGGGCGGAGGUAGCUCCAGGAAGAGGCACAACGAGGGGGGAGGCGGACGUAGAGGAGGCCGCUGGGAAGAUGGAGCCGCGUGGGGAGGGGAUGGGAUCAACCAGAAGCGGAGGAGGUGGAAGGGGAUUGGUGACGAUGAGGCCCCAAGAAAGAGCACCACAGCACCCCAGCAGAGUUGUCCGCUCUUCUCCUGUUUCCCACGGGACAGCUUGGCUUGUGAGAGUCUGGAGGUGCAGCGCCGGUACCCCCACCUCCCACUGCCCUCCUCUCUCCUCCACCUGCAGCUGAGCUGGACCGAGAGCUUCCCUCCCGACCGCCCCCUCGCGCUCUGUGGCCCCUGCCUGUUCCGCGCGGGGGACCCUCAGACGUCAGAGCAGGUAGAAGGCACCGAGGCACCUGACUCUGACUCUGAGUUCACUGUGAAGGUGAUGUUGCUGUCUAUGCCAGGGGUGGAGGACCUGUACACUGAGUGCUGCCAGUUACAGCAGGAGGACCAGGGAACAAAAGGGAGCGCUGUGCACCCCAGCACCCUGAUCAAGUUCCUGUUGCUGGAGUCAAAAGGGAAUCUGCAGCUGGUGGGCGGUCACUGGUCAGCAGAGGAGGAUGGGCCGAGCCCAGCUAAGGACCCGUCUAGCCUGAUCCGAACGGCCGUGCGCUGCACCCUCCAGCAGACAGGGCUGGACCUGGGGCCCUGCACUCAGUGGCACAAAAUGGCAGAGAUCAGGUAUCUGUCUGAGCAGAGGGUGGAGACGGUGGUUCUUCUGCUGCCGGAUGUGUGGAACCUGCCCCACACAGAACCCGAGGAGGAGGCACCAAAAGAAGAGGAGCAAGAAGAACAAGAGGACUCGGCCCCCUCUCUCCCGGUUCCUCCGGCCUUAAUGGUGAACCCUUGUGCUGGGUCCACCUUGCCCAUCGUCUCCCUCGCCUCCCUACUGGAGCCUCAGAACUCCAAGACGCAGGAAGCAUUUGAGGUGGGUCUGAUGGCUGAGCUGUUCUGUGAGAUGCUGCAGAGGGACUUUGGACUGCAGCUCUACCGCUGCCUCAGCUGUCUGCCUCUGAGCCCCGGGCCCAAAGCGGAGAAGAGUGAGGACGACGCCCCAGAAACAUCAGAGCAAGGAGCCAGCAACACCAAGGAGGAGCCCAAGAAGAAUGAGAAAGGAAAAAGAAAGUCUGCCAGCAAGGAGGGAAAGAAGAGAAAAGGCUCUGUGGAGAAGGAAGACGACACAGAGAAGGAAAAGAAAGACGACACAGAGAAGGAAAAGAAAGACGACACGGAGAAGGAAAAGAAAGACGACACGGAGAAGGAAAAGAAAGACGAGGAAGAAAAAGUGAAGCCUGAGAAGGCGGAGGAGACUGAGAACCUGGCGGAGGACAAAAAGAACAGUGAGAGCGCAGAGGUGCCGGGAGAGGAAGAGAAGACCGCAGACGUUGCAGACAACCAUGCCACCAAGGAAAACGAUGGUCCCCUCGGCUGGAGCGCGGUGCUGCCCCGCAGUGUUCUGCUCUCCUGGGUGUUCUUCGACCGCAAGCUGGAGGGGAGCCUGAGAGAACAGGAUCUCCAGAGCAUUCUGUUGUCUCUGGGCCUGUACCUCACUCCUGAUCAGGCAAUGGAGUUGGUGAAGAAGACAACAGUCAAUGACCUGUGUCAGUACCGCAAGCUGUGCGCCCAGUGGGAUGACUCAGACCUGCCGUGUGACGUCAGUUUACAAGGGAACCAGGCCCUGCUGCCGGGCCAGGCCAGCACAGGUAAAGAGAGGGCCCCCACCCGCCGCUCGGGGGCCAAGGGCAGCGGCACGGACGUGGUGAGCUACAAGGGCUCCAUGGUCAACAUCUCCAGCCUGCUGCAGACGCUGGAGAAAGGCACCGCAGUACAGCGGGCCCUGGAGCAGCGUGUCUGCACCCUGCAGACCAAACUUGUGGAGGUGCAGCUGGGCAAGGAGGCGCAGGAGGAGCAGCAGCAGGGAAGCGAGGAGCUGCGGAGCCGCCUGGAGCAGGCGGAGAAGCUCAACAAGCUCUACGAGAGGAACCUGAAGGAGAACGCUGGCCACAUGCUCGCCGUCAUCGAGAAGAUGCAGAAGAUGGUGGACCAGACAACAAGCCUGACUGACUCCAAGAAGGCCAAAGAUGAAAAAGUGUGACCACUAAAACUGGACUGGACUAGACUGGAGUGGGCUGAGGGGGAGAGACACUCAUGGGUGACCUGCACUAAGUUAUCAGUAUGAUGAGGACUAUUCUGGUUGAACCUAAUGAAUUUGUAGUAUGUUCAGGCAUUUGUGUGCGUGUGUGAGUGUAUGUCAAAACUCAUAAUGACACAUUUUCUCCAUUCUUCUCCAUCAUGGACCCUGUUUGGGAGGCAAAUGUAUGUUUAAUUUUGUUGAAUACUGUUCAAGGCCUAUUUUUUAGCUGUACAUAAUAAUGAAUUUUGUUUUUUAUAAUAAGUCGUAAUAACUUAAAGUACAUUUCCCUCUUGUGUUCAGUGUGCAAAAGAUAAUCCUCAGUGAAUUUCGUAGAUGACUAUUUGGAAUUAUUAAAAAUCUUUGUCAAAAA
Clupea harengus (Atlantic herring) is the source of this 3122-nucleotide messenger RNA. RefSeq names its product cell cycle and apoptosis regulator 2 (gene ccar2). Gene Ontology annotation, biological process: regulation of DNA-templated transcription. Lineage: Eukaryota; Metazoa; Chordata; Actinopteri; Clupeiformes; Clupeidae. The record is from RefSeq and is a predicted model, not a curated record. Gene Ontology annotation, cellular component: nucleus.